This is a messenger RNA of Effrenium voratum, 1143 nucleotides long. The record is from the annotation of a GenBank genome assembly. NCBI's taxonomy places the organism in Eukaryota, Dinophyceae, Suessiales, Symbiodiniaceae.
AUGACUGCUUGCCCUGACGAGAUCCGCAGCGCCUGGGGUAAGCGGCUACAGCUGGGCUCUGAGAUUCUGGAGGCCACCUUCAUCGAUGCCUCGAACUUGCCCUGGCGAGUGAUCCUGGCAGGCCCCGCGUCCGCUGAAGCCGCUUCUGGCGCGGCGGUCCGGCUUCUGCGCUCCAACGCGGACGGGACCUGGGCGCUGGAGCCAAAGUCUGCGGCCUGGGAGGCGAUGCUUCAGGCCCUGCCAAGCCAUCUGAUUCUGACAGAGCUGUGCGCGGAAGGCUGGGCGCAGCGUCAGCUGCUCUUUGACGCCACCAGGAACCGCUCGGCGCGCCUGGCGGUCGACUGGGCAUUCCCGCCCUACGUCGCCUAUACCGGGAACAGACUUCGCAGCGCACCGGUGCGGUCCUUCUCUGCAACUGCGCGGCUGAGCCUCAAGGCGGAGCUGGCCGGAAAGGAUCUUUACCUGCAAGGCUUGUCGUUUCUCAACGCGCUGGACUUUGGUCCGUGGCUCCUGCGCAGCGACGACGCCUCGGGGGCCUUCGCCGCGGACGGGCGCGAGGAGUUGGAGUGGCUGCUGGCGAAGGUUUGCGCCUUCAACGCCACGGCGGAGCUGCAGGUGGCCGCGGCGUUGCUCGAGGCCCCAAGCGCAACGAGCGAAGUCUGGCUGACGGCGCAGCGGCGCAACUGGCUGCCUCGGGCGGCUCGGGAGGCCAUCGCCAACGAGGGCUGUGUGGGCGACUUUUGCAGCCCCCAGGGCUUCUACCGCAUGGAAGGCAUUGGGACCACACAGCUGGAGGGCUCUCGAGCUUGGCCCAUGUCGCAGCAGGUGUCCUUCCACGGCUCUUCGGAGGCCGCCGUUCUCACGAACCCUUGGCGGAAUCAGGCGCUGCGCUUCGAGCUCCGCGUCUUGCCGGCCUUUGACAAGCAGAGGGCUAUGCAGCUGUUACCCCAGCAGCUCUCCUCCUUUGAGUACAACCAGACUGAACUCAGCAUCCAAGCUGAAGGUGACUUCAGCUUCCGUUUCCGGCAGAUGAGCAUGGCAAGCUUCGGCAAGGCUUCCUGGACGCUGCCCAGCCCAGUGGACAUGAGCCAGGAGACCUGUUGGAGCCGAGCUUUGCAAGUCUACUUUGCAAGUCUGACUUGA